Fusarium verticillioides 7600 is the source of this 789-nucleotide messenger RNA. RefSeq lists its product as hypothetical. Gene Ontology annotation, cellular component: COP9 signalosome. NCBI's taxonomy places the organism in Eukaryota, Fungi, Ascomycota, Sordariomycetes, Hypocreales, Nectriaceae. The coding region runs from base 1 to 789 and encodes 262 amino acids. The record is from RefSeq and is a predicted model, not a curated record. The transcript is spliced from 2 exons.
AUGGAGCAGACGAAGGCUCUAAACGCACUGGAGGAAUCUGCCGAUCUCGUCACCAGAGCUACAUCAGCACCAAACACAUUUCUCUUCAGUGAUCUCCUACAAACACCCGCCAUCCAAAAUCUCGCCGGCUCAGAGUUCUCUUCGCAUCUGAAAGUUCUCCAGAUCUUUUCCCAUGGAACAUACUCUUCAUACAAAACGACAGAAGGUCUACCAGCGCUCGAAGAAGUACAGGCAACCAAGCUACGGCAGCUAUCACUUCUCUCACUGGUCCGAGACCGACAGAACCUCUCCUAUUCUGCACUACAGGAAGCACUUGAUCUACCCGGAGCACGUGAGGUGGAGGCAUUGGUGAUCUCGGCGGUUUACGCUGGUCUACUUCACGCCACGCUUGACCCAGCCCGUGCAGUCGUGCAGGUCACCAGUGUUGCGCCUCUACGUGACCUUGCCCCUGGAGCAAUACCUGACUUGGCCGAUGCACUGAAGAAAUGGUCUGACCGCUGUAAAACCACUCUCGAUGACCUAGAUCUCCAGAUCAAGGAGAUUCGAACAACAGCCGCAGCUCGACAGCGUGAGCAGCGCUUGGCCGAUGAGAAGUUGCAGCAGUUGAUCAACGAACAACAAGAGGGAAUGGGACGCAAGUACGAUCUGCCAAACAUGACACGGGACCUGGGUAGACGGGGGUUUAACAAGCGAUCAGUCAUGGAUACAGGUAACUUGGUGGACAACGACAGUAUGGAUGUCGAUGAGGCCGAAGAGGAGAAGAAACGAGCAAAUAAGCGCAAGCUGUGA